AGGUUUGGAUAAUCACAUAAGAGAGAGUAUUGACCAGGGAAACACAGAAGGGUGUCUGUGGUUGAAUGACAACCACUUAGCCUAGUGUGUGAUUUUUUUUGUUUUUUUUGUCUCCAGCAGUGUUCAGUCAUUUGACCUCACACUGUACCAUCAACCCUUUGAAGACAUAUAUUCCAAUAUAUCUGCUGAAUGAUUGUACAACACACAAAAAUCAACGAACAAAAAAUUGAACAGAGAAAGUGCUGAAAUAGGAGUUACGGAUGCGUGUGAUUUGCUGGAUGAAAUAUAACCAGUUAAUUUUUGUAGCGUGGAGAGAAAGCCCAAAUUGCCAUAUUACAUGUGUAAAUCACUGCGUUAUUGCUUUAGUCAUUGUCUCUAUUUAGCAAUGACAAGACUGGAAGAAGUAAACAGAGAAGUGAACAUGCAUUCUUCAGUGCGUUAUCUUGGCUAUUUAGCCAGAAUCAAUUUACUGGUUGCUAUAUGUUUAGGUCUUUACGUAAGAUGGGAAAAAACAGCAAACUCCUUACUUUUGGUAAUUUUUAUUCUUGGUCUUUUUGUUCUUGGAAUUGCCAGCAUCCUCUAUUAUUAUUUUUCAAUGGAAGCAGCAAGUUUAAGUCUCUCCAAUCUUUGGUUUGGAUUUUUGCUCGGCCUCCUAUGUUUUCUUGAUAAUUCAUUCUUUAAAAAUGAUGUGAAAGAAGAAUCAACCAAAUAUUUGCUUCUGACUUCUAUAGUAUUAAGGAUAUUAUGUGCUUUGGUGGAGAGAAUUUCUGGUUAUGUCCGUCAUCGGCCCACUCUACUAACCACAGUUGAAUUUCUGGAACUUGUUGGAUUUGCCAUUGCCAGCACAACUAUGUUGGUGGAGAAGUUUCUCAGUGUCAUUUUACUUGUUGUAGCUUUGGCCAUGCUGAUUAUUGACUUAAGAAUGAAGUCUUUUCUAGCUAUUUCAAACUUAGUUAUUUUUGUAGUCUUAUUGUUUUUCUCCUCAUUGGAAACUCCCAAAAAUCCAGUUGCUUUUGCAUGUUUUUUUAUUUGCCUGAUAACUGAUCCUUUCCUUGACAUUUAUUUUAGUGGACUUUCAGUGACUGAGAGGUGGAAACCUUUUUUGUACCGUGGAAGAAUUUGCAGAAGAUUUUCAAUUGUUUUCACUGGCAUGAUUGAACUUACAUUUUUUAUUCUUUCAGCAUUUAAACUUAGGGACACUCAUCUCUGGUAUUUUGUAAUACCAGGUUUUUCCAUUUUUGGUAUUUUCUGGAUGAUUUGUCAUAUUAUAUUUCUUUUAACUCUUUGGGGAUUUCAUACCAAAUUAAAUGACUGUCAUAAAGUAUAUUUUACCCACAGAGUAGAUAACAACAGCCUUGACAGAAUUAUGGCAUCCAAAGGGAUGCGCCAUUUUUGCUUAAUUUCAGAGCAGUUAGUUUUUUUCAGUCUUCUUGCCACAGCUAUUUUGGGAGCAGUUUCCUGGCAGCCAACAAAUGGAAUCUUCUUGAGCAUGUUUCUAAUUGUUUUGCCAUUGGAAUCCAUGGCUCAUGGGCUUUUCCAUGAAUUGGGUAAUUGUUUAGGAGGAACAUCUGUUGGAUAUGCUAUUGUGAUUCCUACCAACUUCUGCAGUCCUGAUGGCCAGCCAACACUUCUUCCACCAGAACAUGUACAGGAGUUAAAUUUGAGGUCUACUGGCAUGCUAAAUGCUAUCCAAAGAUUUUUUGCAUAUCAUAUGAUUGAGACCUAUGGAUGUGACUAUUCCACAAGUGGACUGUCUUUUGAUACUCUACAUUCCAAACUGAAAGCUUUUCUUGAACUUCGGACUGUCGAUGGACCUAGACAUGAUACAUAUGUUUUGUAUUACAGUGGGCACACUCAUGGUACAGGAGAGUGGGCUCUUGCAGGUGGAGACGUACUACGCCUUGACACACUUUUAGAAUGGUGGAGAGAAAAGAAUGGUUCCUUCUGUUCCCGACUUAUUAUUGUAUUAGACAGUGAGAAUUCAACCCCUUGGGUGAAAGAAGUAAGAAAAAUUAAUGACCAAUAUAUUGCAGUACAAGGAGCAGAGAUGAUAAAGACAAUAGAUAUUGAAGAAGUUGACCCACCACAGCUGGGUGACUUUACAAAAGACUGGGUGGAAUAUAAUUGCAACUCCAAUAAUAACAUCUGCUGGACUGAAAAGGGACGCACAGUGAAAGCGGUAUAUGGUGUGUCAAAACAGUGGAGUGACUACACUCUGCAUUUGCCAACGGGAAGUGAUGUGGCCAAGCAUUGGAUGUUACACUUUCCUCGCAUUACAUAUCCACUUGUACAUUUGGCAAAUUGGUUGUGUGGUCUGAACCUUUUUUGGAUCUGCCAAAGUUGUUUUAGGUGCUUGAAAAGAUUAAAAAUGAGCUGGUUUCUUCCUACUGUGCUGGACACAGGACAAGGCUUCAAACUUGUCAAAUCUUAAUUUGGAGGCCAAAGUAGGAUAAUAUUGAGUUGAUAUUACCAGUUAUCACUAAUUUGACAUUUCUUUGUAUGUUAUAUUCUUAUUUGUGAAAAAUACGUAUACUGCUGCAUCUGUAGCUGCUCUCACUUUGUCUUUUCUCAAGUAAUUAUGGUAUGUAAGUAGUUGGGAAUUCCCAUUCUUUUAUACUAAAAGUAUGUAGAGAUUCAAAAAUUCUGACUGUAAAUGCAUAAGAGAUGUUAAAAAUAACAGUGCACUUUGAGAAAUGUUUGCUUUAGAAAGAAAACACUUAUCUAUGCUUUGCAGUGGCUAGUGAAGAAUUACUCAUGCCUUAUUUUGUAGGCAUAGACUAGAGAAUGUAGACCAACCAAUUUGUUUACCAUUAUAAGAAAACUACUAAUUUACAUACAGAAGAUUAUUUUGUGAAGUAGGUUUGUGUCUAAGACCAUUUGAAAAAUGACAAACUCUCUUCUUAGGAAAGAAGAAACUCUACCUGAAAUGCAUACAAAAUUUGCUUAUAGUUCAUCACAUGUAGGUGUCUUGGUUGUGAUCUAGCACAAAUCACUUUUUAGAUCAAAACAUUUUUUUUUUUAAUGUAGGUAACUAUAAGAGGCUAGAGCCUAAAAGUUACUCCUUCCUGAAUUGUUGGGGGCCUCUGAAAGUACUGGCAGAGUCUUUUUUUCAAGAUAACCAUGUUUU
This is a messenger RNA of Molossus molossus (Pallas's mastiff bat), 3127 nucleotides long. RefSeq names its product transmembrane protein 168 (gene TMEM168). The transcript has 5 exons. The record is from RefSeq and is a predicted model, not a curated record. NCBI's taxonomy places the organism in Eukaryota, Metazoa, Chordata, Mammalia, Chiroptera, Molossidae. The coding region runs from base 338 to 2431 and encodes 697 amino acids.